This is a messenger RNA of Impatiens glandulifera, 639 nucleotides long. Its product is annotated as cytochrome c. Lineage: Eukaryota; Viridiplantae; Streptophyta; Magnoliopsida; Ericales; Balsaminaceae. The coding region runs from base 117 to 455 and encodes 112 amino acids. Gene Ontology annotation, biological process: mitochondrial electron transport, cytochrome c to oxygen; mitochondrial electron transport, ubiquinol to cytochrome c. The transcript has 3 exons. Gene Ontology annotation, molecular function: heme binding; electron transfer activity. The record is from RefSeq and is a predicted model, not a curated record. Gene Ontology annotation, cellular component: mitochondrial intermembrane space.
UCUGAAUAAAUAGAGAAGAAGGAGAGUGGGGAGUUUUGAAGUUGGGCGGAAACCCUAGCUGCUAGAUAGGUGGUGAACAUCUUUCGAAUUCGGACUUUCAAUUUUGUUCAUUUUCCAUGGCGUCAUUCAACGAGGCUCCUCCCGGAGACACCAAAUCGGGAGAAAAGAUCUUCAAGAUGAAGUGCGCUCAAUGUCACACCGUCGAAAAAGGCGCCGGUCAUAAACAAGGCCCAAAUCUGAAUGGUCUAUUUGGAAGGCAGUCAGGAACAACUGCAGGUUAUUCAUACUCUGCUGCUAACAAGAAUAUGGCUGUUGCCUGGGGAGAGAAUACACUCUAUGAUUACUUGCUCAACCCCAAGAAGUAUAUUCCUGGGACAAAGAUGGUUUUCCCCGGGUUAAAGAAGCCCCAAGAGCGAUCUGAUCUCAUAGCUUAUCUGAAGGAAGCAACUGCCUGAUUUCAUUUAUCUGUUUCACAUUCUUUUCCAAUUGGAAACUGAUUAUAUUUGAAUAAGACCCAUUAAGGUCUCUCCUUGGAUGGUACACCAUUGGAAUGCUAAAUGGUGGAGAAAAAAGGUUUCUUUUGUUUGACUGAUAUUUUACUUCCAAUAGUUGUGAUGAAAGUUAUGGAUAUUUUGAUCA